AUGUCCAUCCAUUCCGGGUUUUCCACUGCCGCUCUUCUAGGUUUCGUCGGCGGAGAGCAGAACCUUGGCGCUUUGCAGGUGACCCACGUCAACGGUCGCCGCAGUCUCCCAAGCGCCUUCAAUGCCCCAGGUAGUUACCUGACUGGGCAAGGCUUUGGUAGACUGACUGCCUCGCGCGUCUGGGAUGGCCCACAUCCUGGCGUAAGCGUCGACCCCACUGCCCUAUCAUCCAACUCGUCAUCCUUGAACGGCCCCAAGUUCACAGCAGCAUUCUCGGGGUCAGCUCUCCCCACCACCGGCCCUAUCGCGAAGCUCUUGACAGAGUACUCCAGGAAGCUCGCUGUUACCGUCCUCGAGGGGCGCGUCACCACUCCUUCGGCGGUGACGGUCGUUGAACUUCCCGAUGCUCCCGAGUGUGAGGUACACCCGACAGCUAGGAUAAGCGCGCCGGUCAUUCUCCCCAUACUCGUCAGCUCGGCGGCCACAGCUGCUUGCGGUGUCGUCGGUGAUUGGUCUACUGUGGGAAUGCUCAUCCUCGGGAUGGCUAGCAAUGGCAUCGCGUCUUACGCUCUCCAGGCUGGCGAUCUCACUUUCACUCGCCCCGUCACUACCCCCGGUGCUCCCGCAGGCGACGGAUAUCUCGAGUCGGACAACGAGAUCGUCGUUUUGAAGGGAUCAGAAGCCGCUGUGAGCUCUAUCACCCGUGGACAGUUCACGCUUCGCUGCAAGAACGAGGGCGCCCUUCAGGCCUUUUCCACCUGCAGUUUCCUAUUGACUCUCCAGUGUGUGGUGCAGCUGCUUGUCGUUCCCCGAGGCUCUUUCUUCGGCCAACUCUUCUUCCUUUUCACCAUGGUUGUCUCCUGGCUAUACAAUGCCUACGUUGCGCGCCAGGAGAAGGCAGCAUGGGAGAAGCUCGUCCUUGAGGACCUACUCAAUGCUCCUACGAUGAAGCGCUACAGUCUCGGGACGAGGACACAGGCGGCUGUAUUCCUCAUGCAGGUCUUGAAGCCUUCGAACGUGGAGGAGCAGCUUUCCUUGCUUAUCCCCAACAACACUCCUGUCUGGAAAACCUGGAGGCAGACCGUCGCUCGUCGCCUCCAGGACUCGAAGCCGAUCUUCGAUGGCGCUGAGGUCGAGAGAUCUUCCUCCUUCAACGCGAACGAGAUGAAGUUGCUGGCAACCCUAUUCAACGAUGCCCAGGCUGCCGUCGAUGCCUUCACGAAGCUGAACGGCAAGUUCUGAAUAGGAGGAGCAUGCUCUCGACGUAGCCCCCUCUCGCAUACGUCUUCGUUCUCAAGAAGAAUCAUCCCGCGACCCAGAAUCAUGAGCUCGAUAUCGCUUUGCUGCCUUGAUACCGCCGAGAAGUCGUGAAAGAUUUGUUUCUAUGUGUCCUUUCUCCACUUACACAACAUAGUACCCGUGCCCCCUGAUCGUCGCGAAACCUUCUACAACCCACCGACCAUUUGAAAAUACGUUAUGUCGAUGUUUGCUAAUGUCUACUAUGCCGACUUCCCGCGUACGCUUGUUUCCCACUCGUAUACCCACUGUCAGACCUUUUAGUUGUUUAUUUUCAAUACGAUUCCUCG
Messenger RNA from Dichomitus squalens LYAD-421 SS1, 1586 nucleotides. RefSeq lists its product as uncharacterized. Lineage: Eukaryota; Fungi; Basidiomycota; Agaricomycetes; Polyporales; Polyporaceae. Bases 1 to 1242 code for a protein of 413 amino acids. The transcript has a single exon. The record is from RefSeq and is a predicted model, not a curated record.